UGCCGUGUAUAUUAUUUAUUUAUUGCUUGAAGAGAACAACGAAAGGAGGAAAUACCCUUUCUGCUUCUUCUACAUACUCGCUGGGCUUAUCACUAACCCUAAUUAUAGAUUUUCGAUUCAAUUAGAUCCUCCAUGGCCAGUGAAUCCACAGAGCACUCUCGUCGGAAGCAUCGUCGGUCAUCUCCUUCCGAUGAAGAAGUUAAGGAUACAUCAAAGCGCCGUAAGCACCGUCAUCAUCACCGUCGCCACCGUCACCACAGCAAAAAACACCACGAAGGUGAUUCGAAUCCGGAUAUUGAAACUGAUAAGGCUGAGGCUGAAAUUGAGCACAAAAAGCAGGAACUUGGUGGGGUAGCUACAGGUCUGGUCAAUGGGUGUUCUAAUUUUGGGAUUGACUACGAUAUGGAGGAAGGGGAGAUCAUUGACGAUAUUUUACCUUCUGGUGCUGGUGUUGACGAUUUGGAUGGUAGAAAUACUGAAUUGGGUUUAGACAGGGAGACAGAAGAUAUUGUAGUCCAAAACCAUCGUCUUUUGGACCUGAACAAAUCAGAUAUGAAACAUAAUAAGGCUCAAUUAGAUGGGCCUAAUUCCAGCGCGCCCUCUGAAGAUAAUUUGGAAAAAGUUGAGAUGAAUUCAAUAUCUUCAGGAGUGGACAAUGCAAAAAGGAAAGACAGAGAAUGUGAUUAUAAGAUCCACAAGCAUGUAGGCCAAGAAACAACAUAUAGUGAGGGACAUCAUGCCAAUGGCAACUCUGAUGGAGAACACCGUGGAGCGGGCCAUACAAGAUAUGUUGGAAAACACUCCCCUAAUAAAGAGAGUAGAAAGCAAAGGAGCUACUAUGCUAAUGAAAAUGAUUUCAAUCAGAGAGGUUCUGUGACGCUUGAGAGUUCUGGGAAGUGGCACACUGAUAAGGAUGGUUUCGAUAUUGAAAGAAUGAGUGGGCAUAAUCGAGACCAUCAAUAUGGAAGAUAUUUAAGGGAAAGGGGAGAGCGCAGUCCUAGUCAUAGUAGAUAUGAUAGCCGAGAGGUAAGGCAUCGUAGCCGUGAGACUAUUGAAAGGUACAGGGAAGCAAGUUUGGAUAUUGACAGGGAUAGAGCCAGAGAGAAGGAUCACGAAAGGGCAAGGGAAAAUUAUAGGGUAAGGGAGCGCGAGAGCGAUAGAGAAAGAGCACAUGCUAGAGAGAAGGAAAGGGAUAGGCACCGGGAUAAAGACAGUGAUGGGGAGAGAGGGAGGGAAAGGAGGAGAGAUAAGGAUAAGGACAGCCGAGGAGGUAGAAGUCGGGAGAGAGAGUGGGAAAGGGACAGUGUCAGAUCUAGCAGGCAGUCUAGAUAUGAUGAUUUUGGCAGGAGCCAUGGGGAUCGAGAUAGAUAUGGUGCUUCUAGGCAUAUUAGAGAUGAUGAAACUGCCCAUUGCUACAGAAAUCAGUCAGGCAACGCAGAAGGAAACAAAUCUGACAAAUCAAUUAUAGGAAUGGGAAGUGAUAAGUUUAGAAGAGAUGAAGAUGAGCAAGAGGAGUAUCAGGAGAAAAUCACGAUGCAACUUGCUGAACAAGAAGAAGAUACUGAGAGGAUUAAGGAAGAAAGUAGACGGCGUAGGCAAGCCAUACUUGAAAAGUACAAGAAUCGGCAGCCACCGAUACAAACUAAGAAUUGUUCAGAAGAACGUGAUAAGGCCGUUCAGGGCAAUAAUCGUGUGCCAGAAAGUGAUGCUAGAACUGAUGAUACAGACACUUCUGCUGGUGAUGCAGAUUUUUCAGUAGGAAAAUCACCUCGCCAGGAACAUCACUCUGUGAAUGAGCUGACUUCUGGAGUUGGUGGACUAGGACAUGGUACUCCAAAGAGUGAGAGGUUGCAUGACAUGUUCUGUGAUGAUAUAUUUGGAGAAUCACCUGCAGGAGAUCGUAAGCAAGAUAAAGCAGAUAGUUUAACCAUUGAAAGAGCUGGUCUUCAUGAUAACUGGGAUGAUGCAGAAGGGUACUACAGCUACCGUUUUGGAGAGGUGCUUGAUGGACGAUAUGAGAUCAUUGCUGCUCAUGGAAAAGGAGUCUUUUCUAUGGUUGUCCGUGCCAAAGAUCUAAAGGCUAAACCUGGCGAUCCUGAAGAGGUAGCAAUAAAAAUGAUCCGUAAUAAUGACACAAUGUACAAGGCUGGUAUGGAAGAACUGGUGAUAUUGAAGAAGUUAGUGGGUUCUGAUCCUGAGGAUAGGCGCCACUGUGUUCGCUUCCUUUCUAGCUUUAAGUACCGGAAUCAUCUCUGCUUAGUGUUUGAAUCUCUUCAUAUGAAUCUUCGAGAGGUUUUGAAGAAGUUUGGUCGUAACAUUGGACUAAAGCUUACGGCUGUGAGGGCAUAUGCAAAGCAGCUAUUUAUUGCUUUGAAGCAUUUAAGAAAUUGUGGUGUUCUCCAUUGUGACAUCAAACCAGAUAAUAUGCUGGUGAAUGAGGCAAAAAAUGUCCUGAAGCUUUGUGAUUUUGGUAAUGCCAUGUUUGCUGGAAAGAAUGAGAUUACUCCAUACCUAGUGAGCCGUUUUUAUCGAUCCCCAGAGAUUAUUCUAGGCCUGACUUAUGACCACCCAAUGGAUAUGUGGUCAGUUGGUUGCUGCUUGUAUGAGCUUUAUACAGGAAAAGUUUUAUUUCCUGGCCAAACAAACAAUGACAUGCUUCGCCUUCAAAUGGAGUUAAAGGGUCCAUUUCCUAAGAAAAUGCUUAGAAAGGGAGCAUUUAUGGAUAAACAUUUUGACCAGGACCUUAAUUUUCUUGCUACAGAAGAGGAUCCCGUGACAAAGAAGGCUGUAAGAAAGAUGAUUGUUAAUGUAAAGCCAAAAGAUAUUGGUACAAUUGUUUUGGGCUCUCCUGGUGAGGACCCAAAGAUGUUCACACACUUCAAAGAUCUCCUCGAGAGAAUAUUUAUGCUUGAUCCAGACAAGAGACUCACAGUUUCACAAGCACUCAGCCAUCCAUUCAUUACGGGCAAGUGAUCAAUGAUGAUGAUUUUGACUGCAGUCUGCAGACAUGCUGUGUUGCCACUAGAUUCUUGUAGAGUUAUGAUAACUAAAUUUGGAUACGCUCUACUAACCAUGGGCAUAUUUUUUAUUAUAUACUCUGCUGGUAUAAGUGCUGCGGACACAAGUGCUUGGCUUGAUAGAAGUGGGAAGAGAAUACAUCUGAUUGGGAGACUCCCCUCUCGGCUGUUCUUUCAGUGGAAUAUUUUCUGGUUCUAUUGAUGUCUACCAAGGUUAUGGAUGCGUCCACUUCUUUAGUUGCUUGAAAGGCACCCUGGAGAAGGUAUCUUGGUUUGUUCGUUAGGAACUUUUUAUGAGAAAUUUGCACUUUUCAUCCUUGUCCCCCAUUAAUGCUAACUUAUUUAUUGGUUGACAUUGCUCUUGGUAAUUAUAGACUCAUUAUGCAUUUAAUUUGGGUCUACUAUCUGCAGAAAGUUGGCUUUGUUGUUGAAUUUACACAUACAGUUCUGAUAGUUGAGGUAGUGGAUAUGGUGACUAGACAUUAAUCUUUCACUUAAGCGCUUGUAUUUUUUGAUUUUUUGGGUACAUGGGGAAUUUUUACGGGAAUCCUUUAACUGAGAUCUGACAACUCCCACAAUCUGAUUUAGUAACCAGUGCUUGAAUAGCUGAAUGCGUUGUUUGUGUCAUUUUUUUUGCGUUAAAUAAGUUUGCUAAUGACACUAUUGCAUCUGAUCCAUGAUGUGUUCAUGCUGGAGCAUUGUAUAUCUGGAGAUGAUAAGAAGCCUGGGAACUGAACGUAUUAAAGAGGUUGGCUUCAUGGUUCUGCAAUUAUAGUAAGUACUCUUGUUUAUGUUUUUAUUUAUUUUUGUACUGCAUGCCUGCGCAAGGCCCAAGUUAUUGGUGACUAUAGCUUGGUUCAACCCAAAUCAAGCCAAGAUGUUUCCCACUUUUGAGGGUUUAGGCAAGUUUAAGAAGUAUUUUGGUCAUUGAAGCAAAAUGCGGCAUAGGUUUUCAGAAGGUUGAAUUUUGGGUUUAAAUGAAUUACACAUUUUAAAAUACACUCCGACAGAAAAACUGGAAGGGUCAAUAGAGAUGGCGAAAUGUGAUUUUAUGAUAACACAAGCCCAAAACUGUUAUUAUACUCGUUUCGUUCUUGUCCACCAAAACUACGAAGUUGGAUUUCAUUUGGUGAACAAUGGUGCAAUAAUGGUCCUUUGUGGUUAUAUUAACCUCAGCAUCCUUCUUUUCUAUAAGGUUUUAUGGUCUUCAAUUUGAUUGAAGUUGGAACUUGAAGAUUCCGUAAUAAUUGGCGACUGAAUUUGCUAUAUUCUAUCAUUUACUUUGUUUCAAAUUAUUCGUCGAUGGUUACAGUGUCCUAGAGUUGUGGCUUAAACUAAUUAAUUGGGUGCCAGGUUUGUAACAAUAAUGAUUUUCGGUUCGUGUAGAAUAUGGUCAUUUGUUCUUGAUGAUUCCUUUCGAUGAGUAAGUUUUCUUCCCUGUCCAAAAAAGGUUCAAUUUCUUGUUCCAAAGAUUCCAGCCUGAUCAAAUUAAGCUAAUUUUGUCAAAGUAAUAGUUAAAGACUUAAAUUUCACAAAAAGUUUGAUUUAUUUUAUACUAAAAACCUAACUUUUUUCUAGAGUCAUUAUUUACAAAACUGUUCUUAGAAUAAACUUUUCUUCACCAGUUUCUUUUCUGCCAUAAAAAAAUUGUCAUGUAUAUUUUUCCUAAUUAUAUUUCAAUCGUUUUUUCUUCUAAAUAACUCCCCCAAGCCACUUGGGAAGUGUCCACCCCUAGUAUUCUAGUAAUGACAUUUAACAAAAAUUGUCUAAGCAAUAUGCUCUUUAAUUCCAAGCAUUUCUCAUUCAUCCAUGUCAUUUCUUUACAAUUCAUUUGCCUCAGAAGAUCAAAAUGACACUUGUUUAUAUUUUCAAGAUCUGAAACAGUUAGAAACUUUCCAUUUGUAUGAUUUAAAAACUGGAUAUUUUCAUGACUUAUAAUUUUAUCAUAAUGAAUCAUUUUGACUUUAAGAUCAUUUAUUCAUAUAUCAUAGACAACUUUCAUGACAUUAGGCAUGCCUACAAAGUUCAAUGAGAUAAAUGAUGCAUGAGAGGUGAACAGUUAUAAUAAAAAAAGGGAAAACUAUCAAAUUGGCCCCUGUAGUAUUUUAAAAAAUCAAUUAAGCCUCCGAACAAAAAAACAUUCAAUUAAGACCUUAAACUUUACAAAAAUGCUCAAAUUUGUAAUCUAGUAGGUAUGUUUUCAGUCAUCUUGUCAUUACCCAAAUAGGUUAUUUUAAUCGUUUUUUUUCUUCUCUUUUUUCUUCUCUUCACAUACCCCAGCCCCCCACUCUUCUCCACCUACUUUUUCUACAGUCCCCAAUCCCCCAUUCUUCUACACCUUCGAGACAAGCAAAUAGGAGAAUAGUACGACAUCAUUUCUCCCCUGCUUCUUUCCUCAUCCAGACAAGGAAUUAUGGACACCCCCCUGCAGUGGCGUAGCUAGGGGUGGGCCAGACCUGGCCCUGGCCCAGCACAAAUUUUAAAAAUGUCUUUAUUUUUAGUUUAAAAAAUUGUGUAAAAAAAUUUUCAAAAAUAUUCUAUGUACCGGUCCAGUCUGGCCCAGGGUCCUGGCUCUGCCCCUGCGCCCCUGCUUCUUACUUCUCCCAGAGUCCCAGGCAAGAAACUAUGCCGCCAUAGAUUUCAUAUAGAUCGAUGCCGUCAAUUUCAAAGGCAACAAGAAGUUGAUAUCCUACACUAAUUUGUAUGGUCUCGCCAAUGACAUGUGUUGAAGACGAAGUUGUCUCCGCCGAUGAGGAAGCUCAAGAGCUUUGCCACCCAAGUCGCGGGCGAGGAAGAUAAGUCACCGGCAAUGGACAGAGCUCAGGGGUUUGCUCGAUCUGCUCGCAAGAAAGAAGAAGGGAAGGUUUGGGCGGAAGAAGAAAAGGAGAAAGAACAAGAGAAAUACGGAAGAAGGGAGGCACCAGAGGAAGAAGAAACUAGAACCGGCAAGAAGAGAGAAAGGGAGAGAACAGAACAAGAUGUUGGUGGAAGAAGGUGAAAAAAGGAGAAAAAAAGAGAAUGAAAAAUUAAAAAUCAAGCCAGGUAGGCAAGUGACCGGUUGACCGGCAAUUAACCUCUAAAAUUUUGAUUUUGAAUGUUUUUGUAAAGUUUGAGGUCUCAAUUGAUUGUGUUUUUAGUUCGGGGGCUUAAUUGAUUUUUUAAAUACUAUGGGGCCAUGGGGGCCAAUUUGAUAGUUUUCCCUAAUAAAAACUUGAAGGAUAACUAAUUAACCUAUUGAAAUACAAGGUCGAGUUAGUACAUAUGAUCGAUUUGUAAGGGGCCAAAUAGUAAUUUAUCCCACUUCCAAGUAUAGAAAUAUGGAGUACAACUAUAAAUUGGUGAAAACGUGUGAUGGAUAACUUGUUGCCUUUUAUUUGAUGAAACAUAGUUCGCUGACCUGCAUUGUGACUUGCGAGCCCUUUGAAGUUUGAAGAGUGAAAAGUUAUUUUGUUUUAUAGAAAGGGCUGUUAUUAUUGUACUAUUGUUGUCAAUAUGGUUUGAGAAAGGAGUUGCUAAAUGCUUAAUUUAACUUGGAUUUGGAUACCGAAUGUGUAUUCUGAUAUGAUGAUUGGGUCUGGAAGGUGACAAAUUAGUGUUGAGAUAUGUUCAAGUAAAUCACACGGUGCUUUGAAAUGACUUGUUAAACAACCUUAUUAGAAUUAUGAAGUAUUUACAUCAUUGUUAAUGUAG
Cuscuta epithymum is the source of this 6707-nucleotide messenger RNA. The record is from the annotation of a GenBank genome assembly. NCBI's taxonomy places the organism in Eukaryota, Viridiplantae, Streptophyta, Magnoliopsida, Solanales, Convolvulaceae.